GUUAUUAAUAAUAAAAUGUCUACCCUAAGAAGAUCAGAAAGACUUGUAAAAUUGAGGUCUCUCUUAGAGUAUGAGUCAAUAACAAAGAAAAAGGAUGCCCAAUUAGCAGGAAAGAUCAAGCACAGCUCCAGUACAUGUCCUUCCAAAUCUUCUGAAACGAAAAGUAGAAAAUCAAAAUAUUUCUCAGCUAAAGUAGUGGCAGCUAAGAGUACUAAACUAAGGGCAUCGAAAAGACAGCCAACCAACCAGAAACGAAGUACUUAUUUUAAAGAGAAAGAUAAACAAGUUGUUCAAUCUCCUCAUAACCACAAACACUUGGAAUAUCCUCAUUAUGCUCCACCUCGAUCACCUUAUGGACUCAUACAAGAGGAACUGUGGCAGGAUCCAUGGAAGCUAUUGAUUGCUACAAUCUUCCUUAACAGAACUACUGGUAAAGCUGCUAUUCCAAUUUUAUGGAAGUUUUUUGAUUGUUACUCAACACCAGAAGAAGCGACUGCUGCUAAUUGGAAGGACAUUGCAAGCAUGAUUGAACCACUCGGGCUCCACAUCAAAAGAGCUAAAAUGAUAAUCAGAUUCUCAGGAGAAUAUUUAAGCAAUGACUGGGUAUACCCUAUUGAACUCCAUGGCAUAGGCAAGUAUGGCAAUGACUCAUAUCGCAUCUUUUGCACUGAAGAGUGGAAAGAGGUACGUCCUAAUGACCACAUGCUCAAUAAAUACUAUGAGUGGCUGUGUCAAUUGAAUGACUAUCAUCCUGAGGACUGGGAACCUUAAGAAACGUUGCU
Molecule: messenger RNA, 782 nt
Organism: Amphimedon queenslandica
Lineage: Eukaryota; Metazoa; Porifera; Demospongiae; Haplosclerida; Niphatidae
Product: methyl-CpG-binding domain protein 4-like
Exons: 4
Coding region: 16-771 (251 amino acids)
Biological process (GO): DNA repair
Cellular component (GO): nucleus
Molecular function (GO): DNA binding; catalytic activity
Source: RefSeq, a predicted model, not a curated record